Dermacentor silvarum is the source of this 1470-nucleotide messenger RNA. Its product is annotated as kanadaptin-like. Lineage: Eukaryota; Metazoa; Arthropoda; Arachnida; Ixodida; Ixodidae. The transcript is spliced from 7 exons. Gene Ontology annotation, molecular function: protein binding; mRNA binding; RNA endonuclease activity producing 5'-phosphomonoesters, hydrolytic mechanism. The record is from RefSeq and is a predicted model, not a curated record. The coding region runs from base 193 to 1470 and encodes 425 amino acids.
GGCAACCUCCGCACUAACAAAAUGGCCGCCUCUAGUGGCAAAAUUUGCACGAUCUUGCGUCGCGCACUGGAAACGUUAAGUGCAUUUGUGCGUCCCGUGCAACAAUUCUAAGCCGUUUGUUUCGCGAUGAGAGCGUGAGCCUCGAGCUAUUCACCUGCAGGCCAUCGACGCCAAAGUGCGCGAUCUUUCGCAAUGGACUCCGAAGUGUCAACAACAACCGCAACCCGGCCUCCGCCGCAGGCCGAAGACGACGCGACGGCGGUCGCCGACAGCAGUGUGCCCGCACAGAGCGACAAUGGAGCCGUCAGUUCGUCAUCCGCGAGUGACAGGAACCCGGAGCCGAUGCAAACCGACGGCGAGGGGGGCUCGGAUGCGUCCGAGGUGUCGUCGUCCAAAACGGACGCUCCCUGCCGCGCGUCGUUCAAAAUGCCGCUGAUCGGCCCCAGGCCGGGAAAGCAGAAGGUGCUAAAGACGGGCAUCACACCUCUGCCGCAGUGCAUCGAACUGCCAGCCUCCUCCUCAUCGCCCGCUGGAAGUGGGGAACCCCAAGCGAGCGCCGAGUCCACGACACCGGGUCCGAAACCGACGCCCACCGAUGUGCCGUAUGAGGAGCCCCCUUGGAGUGGUGUACCAGACCGGGAGUACAACUUCCAAGUGCUCAAGGGAGGCGUCAUUGUGUCAAACUUCCCACUGGACAAGCCUUACCUUGUCAUCGGUCGAAAGGACGACUGCGACGUCGUUCUGGAGCACCCGUCCAUAUCACGCUACCACGCCGUGGUGCAGUUCCGGGCUGGGGAGUCGGGCACAUCAGGUUUCUACCUUUACGACCUUGACAGCACGCACGGCACCUCCGUGAACAAGAAUCCUGUGCGAGCCCGUUCUUACAAGCGGCUCAGAGUUGGGUACAUGGUCAAGUUUGGUGGCAGCUCGCGAAACUUUAUACUCGAGGGACCAGACGACGACCAGGAAGACGAAUCUGACCUCACGGUCUCAGAAAUAAAGCAACUGCGCAAGAGGCAAGAAGAGGAAGCUCGGCAGAAGGAAGCUGAAGCCAAGGCCAAAGCUGAAGCCGACAAGACCAAGGAAGAGGAAGGUGGCGUUGACUGGGGCUUGGGAGACGAUGCGGAAGACGAAGAUCCCUCGUCCGAGAACCCAUUUGCAGUUGCGGGCAACAACGAAGACCUGUACAUAGAUGACCCCAAGAAGACUCUUCGAGGCUGGUUUGAACGCGAAGGCUACGAGCUGCAGUACAACGUCGAAGAGAAAGGCUACAGCCACUUCGUCUGCACUGUUGAGCUGCCCAUCGAUGCAGCAAACGGAGCCCCCAUCAUUGCCGAAGCAUCAGUGAAAGGCAAGAAGAAGGAGGCAGUCAUUGCAUGCGCGCUCGAGGCAUGUCGCAUUCUGGACCAGCACGGAGAGCUCCGGAAAGCCUGCCACGGUGAGUGUUCUGGCAUGCAGUCCUUUGUUUGA